Molecule: messenger RNA, 1659 nt
Organism: Trichoplusia ni (cabbage looper)
Lineage: Eukaryota; Metazoa; Arthropoda; Insecta; Lepidoptera; Noctuidae
Gene: Sh3beta
Product: SH3 domain-binding glutamic acid-rich protein homolog
Exons: 4
Coding region: 128-958 (276 amino acids)
Cellular component (GO): cytoplasm
Source: RefSeq, a predicted model, not a curated record
UGUCACCUAUCCUGUAAUUAUUAUUAUUGAAACAGAUUGUCUAAUGGCCAAGCCUAUUUUUCUCGUGUAAUAAUUUUUGGUGAUUGUUAUUUACGUUUGUUAUUGUCCAUAUCGAAAGAUUUUCAUAAUGGUUGUUAAAGUUUAUAUCAGUGGUAUUUCUGGAAACAAAGAGGUGAAGAAACGACAGCAACGGGUCUUGAUGAUCCUUGAUUCGAAAAGCAUAAAAUAUGAUGUCAUUGACAUAACGGAACCAGGAAAGGAGGCAGAUAAAGACUUUAUGCAAAGUAACUCUAAGUCAAACGGUGGGACCGUGAGUGACCCCAACCCUCGGUCGCCGCUGCCGCCGCAGAUCUUCAACGAGGACGAGUAUUGCGGGGAUUAUGAUCAGUUUGACCUUGCAAAUGAAGUUGAUACUUUGGAACAGUUUUUGAAAAUGGAAGCACCACCCGAGGAGCCUCCACAGGCUGAAACUGAACAGGAAAAAGCUGUUAAUGGUGAUGUGGAUGCUGAUAAUGAAAACAAAGAGUCUGAAAUUAGCAAAACUGAGGAGGCUGAAUCUACUGAAACUGGUGAUGACAAAGAGAAAUCACCUGAGAAAGAAGGAAGUCCGGUCAAAGAAGCAUCACCUGUAAAAGAAGUUGCCUCUAAAGAAGGCACACCUGUAGAAGGAGAAGAUGAAGAAGCCAAAGGAGAUUCUAAAGAACCAUCUCCUGAAAAAGACACAAAUGAGGAGAAAGCCAAGUCCCCAGAAAAAGAGAUUGUAGAAGAAGCUAAACAGGCUUCCAAAGAAAGCUCACCUGUAAAGGAGGCUGUCAAUGAAAAUGGCACAGUCAGUUCUCGUGAACACUCUCAAGAAAAGGAAGCAGUGGCUGAGGAACAAACAGAGACUGUAGAACUUAAGAAAGAUAAUCCCUCAGAGGCUCUGAUCCAGAGCGAGCAGAUAGCUGCGGCUGAAUAAUGGACUGAACAUUUACUUGCUUUUCAGCUCAAAUCAAUCCCUACUAGCUCUAAGCAGCACUAUUCAUUAAGUUCUGUUAUUUAUAACACACAUCAUCAUCAUCACUUCUUUGAUAUAGUCAUUGUAUAUAAUGCAAAGAAGUAUUUGUUGAGUAUCAUGUUAUGUGGCGAUGUAAAGUUACGUUUUCUAAUUCAAGUGGCCUAUUAUCGUAAUCAUUAGAGGUAUGUUAUAAUGAAAUUAAUAAAUUUUUCUAUGAAGUUCCAGAGUAAGAAUUCUAUUUAACAAUUUUAUCCUGCAUUAAGGCUUGUAUUAUUUUUAAAGUAUUAAUUUUUAUUUACAAUUUGCUAAUGAAUUGACUCUUUUUUACACAUUUUCUAUGUGAUUGUUAGAAAUACAAAAUAUUGUUCAUUUUAUAAGUGAAAGUAAGUCAUUAGGGGAAUGAUCCUUUUGCUUUUACUUGUUUAGUUCGAUGCAAUAUAAAAAUGCAAUCACUUCGACUAGACUGCCAUGAAAUAUAGUAUUAUUUAUUUAAAUUCAUUAUUUACACUGUAACAGCAUAAAUGAUCAUUCUCUGUGAAAGUGCACAGCUUUUGAUUGUAAUGAAAUCACUUCUUAAAAAUUAUCACCUUAUUAAUUUUAAUUAAAGACAGUUUUUUUUAACAAUUUUUUCAUACGAAUUAUAUAAAAUACAAACAAACAAA